This is a messenger RNA of Passer domesticus (house sparrow), 2428 nucleotides long. RefSeq lists its product as uncharacterized. Gene Ontology annotation, molecular function: serine-type endopeptidase activity. The record is from RefSeq and is a predicted model, not a curated record. NCBI's taxonomy places the organism in Eukaryota, Metazoa, Chordata, Aves, Passeriformes, Passeridae. The transcript has 6 exons. Gene Ontology annotation, biological process: acrosome reaction; proteolysis. The coding region runs from base 1097 to 2428 and encodes 443 amino acids.
UGCCCGGGACAGGGACAAUGCUGGGAACAGCGCUGGGGACGCCACUGGCCGCUCCGGUGGCCCCCGGGCUCCUGCCGGCCCUGGGGACACUGCUGGGGGACAGCGGGGACAGGGCGGGCCGCGCUCUGGGGACACGUGCUGCUGCUGAAACACCGCGCCAGGAUGGACCACGAUUUCCUGGAGAGCGAGCGGCUCUUCCUGGAGAGCCUGAAAAAGGGGCCCUGAACCCGGCUGCGGGGGAGAUGGAGCUUUGGGGAGAUAAAAAUAAAAUAAAAAUAAAAAUAAAAAUAAAAAUAAAAAUAAAAGCAAAUUCCCUGCUGAAAACCUCCCGUUUGCAAAGAGAAAAAUUAAUUUAUUUUUAAAAUAAAAAUAAAUUCCCUGCUAAGAACUAUCCCCCGUUUGCAACUAAAAAAUGGAUAAAAAUAAAAAUAAAAAUAAAUUCCUGCUGAGAACCUUCCCCAUUUGCAAAGAGAAAAAUGGACUUUUGUAAAAAAUAAAAAUAAAAAUAAAAAUAAAUUCCCUGCUGAAAACCUCCCGUUUGCAAAGAGCAAAAUUAAUUUAUUUUCAAAAUAAAAAUAAGUUCCCUGCUAAGAACUAUCCCCCGUUUGCAAACAAACCAAAAAAAAUUGAUUUAAAUAAAAAUAAAAAAUAAUAAAAAUAAAAAUAAAUUCCCUGCUGGUAACCUUCCCCAUUUGCAAAGAGAAAAAUGGAUUUUUGUAAAAAAUAAAAAUAGAAACAAAAAUAAAUUUCCUGCUGAGAACGAUCCCUCGUUUGCAAACAAAAAAUUGAUAAAAAUAAAAAUAAAUUCCCUGCUGAGAACCUUCCCCUGUUCACAAAGAAAAAAUUGAUUUUUAAAAAAUAAAAAUAAAUAAAAAUAAAAAUGAACUCCCCACUGAGAACCUUCCCCCGUUUGCAGACAGACAAAUGUAUUUUUAUAAGAAUAAAAAUAAAUUCUCUUAUGAAAGCCAUGUCCUGUUUACAAACAGAAAAUAUAUUUUUGUUAAAAUAAAAAUAAAUUCUCUGCUGAGAAUCUUCCCCGGUUUACAAACAGAGAUUUUGGGGUGAAAAUGGGAAUUUUGGGGGUGGGAUUUUUGGGAUGGAAAUUUUGGGAAGGGAAUUUUUGGAUGUGAAUUUUGGGAUGGGAAUUCUGGAAUGGGAAUUUUUGGGAUGGGAAUUCUGGGGUGGGAAUUUUGGGAUGGGAAUUUUGGGAACGCAAUUCUGGAAUGGGAAUUUUUGGGAUGGGAGUUUUGAGAAUGCAAUUCUGAGGUGGGACUUUUGGGAAUGCAGUUUUGGGAAUUUUGGGAUGGGAAUUUUGGGAAUGAAAUUCUGGAAUGGGAAUUUUUGGGAUGGGAGUUUUGGGAAUGCAGUUUUGGGAUGGGAACUUUGGGAAUGCAGUUCUGGGGUGGGAGUUUUUGGAUGGGAGUUUUGGGAUGGGAGUUUUGGGAAUGAAAUUCUGGCAUGGGAAUUUUUGGGAUGGGAGUUUUGGGAUGGGAAGUUUUGGGAUGGGAAGUUUUGGGAUGGGAAUUUUUGGGAUGGGAGUUUUGGGAUGGGAAUUUUGGGAUGGGAGUUUUGGGAUGGGAAGUUUUGGGAAUGCAGUUUUGGGAAUGCAGUUUUGGGAUGGGAGUUUUGGAUGGGAAGUUUUGGGAAUGCAGUUCUGGGAUGGGAGUUUUGGGAUGGGCGCUCCUGGCCGUGCCCGGGGCCGCUCGGAGCCUCCCGGGCGGUUCCUUGGCUCUGUGACGGUCCCGCCGCGGAACCGGGGCCGCUCUGUGACGUCAGCCCCGGCGGGACCGGCGGGACCCCCGGGACCGGCAGGACCGGCAGGGACCGGCAGGACCGGCAGGAGCGGGCUCGGCGCUGUCCCGGCAUGGCUCCGCUGUGGCUCCUGGCGCUGCUGGCCCUGGCCGCGCCCGCCCGGGCCACCUGGGACUCCUGCGACGGUACCUGCGGGCUGCAGCCCAUGGCCGAGGAGUUCGGCGGCGGCUCCGGGGCCGUUCCCGGGGCCUGGCCGGGGCUGGCGAGCAUCCAGGACCCGCUGCGGGCCGGCAGCGGCCACGUGUGCGGCGGGAGCCUGAUCGCCCCCGGCUGGCUGCUCACGGCCGCCCGCUGCCUGCCCCGCGCCCGGAACGUCAGCGCCUGGCGGGUGGUGCUGGGCGCCGCCGACCUCAGCGACCCCCGGGCCCGAGGCGCAGGUGCGGCGGGUGCUGCGGGCGCGGCGGCACCCGGGGGCUGGACGUGGCGCUGCUGCAGCUGCAGCCGCCCGCAGAAUGCAGCGACUUCGUGCAGCUCGGCUGCGUCAGCGAGGCCGGGCCGCCGCAGGGGCUGCAGCGCUGCUACAUCGCGGGCUGGGGCCGCGUGGAGGACACGGUGUGAGCGCUGGGUGGGGCUGGGAUGGGCACAGGUGCCCCAGGUGUGCCCAGGUACGGGGUAG